AUGGAAGCGAUGAUGCGAGAAUUCAAUGAGCGUGUUGGAGAACUUAAGAAUUGCAUGCUGCUUCGUGCUGAAGGCACAUCACAAAAAAUGGAGGAUACUCUCGUAGAGCUACGGGAUUCACUGAGUGAACUAGAGACUCAUGUUUUGUAUAUGACAACUUUUUUACAAGAAGAAAAACUUGCUGUUGAACGAGCAAAGGAAAUCAAGAUGAAACUAAAAUCUCAGUAUGAAUAUUUGCAACUCAUAAGUCAAAACCUCCCGAAGCAUUUACCAGGAAAUAAUCAUUUCUCUGUAAAAUCAAUGCUAGAAUCCUUAAAAUCGUAA
Molecule: messenger RNA, 324 nt
Organism: Ambispora gerdemannii
Lineage: Eukaryota; Fungi; Glomeromycota; Glomeromycetes; Archaeosporales; Ambisporaceae
Source: the annotation of a GenBank genome assembly